AUGUCUACUAUUAACCCUACCCCAAAAAAAGAUACCCGAACCAUUUUUGGUUCUUCCCAAACUGAUCCGAAUAAGAUUUUGCCGAUGAAAUACUUGUGGGCUCGUAAAUAUUAUAAAGAUGGUAUUGCUAAUAAUUGGGUUCCGGAAGAGAUUGCUAUGCAGUCCGAUGUCGGGCAGUGGAAAUCUGCGACCUUCCUUAGUUUUUUUUCCACUGCUGAGUCAUUAACGGCUAAUAAUCUGGUUUUGGCAGUCUAUCGUCAUGUUACUAAUCCUGAAUGUCGACAAUAUUUAUUACGACAAGCUUUUGAAGAAGCGGUUCAUACCGAUACUUUUAUUUAUUGUUGUGAUAGUUUAGGUUUAAACCCAGAUGAAAUAUAUAAUAUGUAUCUAACUAUUCCUUCAAUUGAAGAAAAAGAUAAUUUCGUUAUUGAAUUAACUAAAUCGAUAUUUGAUCCCAAGUUUGAAAUUAAAAAUGAUAAAGAUAUUCAAAUUUUCCUCCACGAUUUAAUUGGAUAUUAUGUGAUAAUGGAAGGGAUAUUUUUCUAUGCUGGCUUUGCCAUGAUGUUAGCCUUAAAGCGCAGUAAUAAAAUGGUUGGUAUUGGUCAACAAUUUGAGUUCAUUAUGCGUGAUGAAAAAAUUAUAGAAUUGAUUAAGAAAGCGGUAGAAUUAGAAAAAAAAUAUGCCUUGGAUGCUUGCCCAGAAGGAGUAACCGGAAUUAAUGCUGAACAAUUCAGCAAAUAUGUCGAAUAUAGUGUUGAUUUAAAUAAAGAAAAGAACUUUUUUGAAACCCGUCUGACUGAAUAUCAAACUGGUUCUCUGGAAUGGGAUGACGAAGAGUAG
Messenger RNA from Ambispora gerdemannii, 840 nucleotides. NCBI's taxonomy places the organism in Eukaryota, Fungi, Glomeromycota, Glomeromycetes, Archaeosporales, Ambisporaceae. The record is from the annotation of a GenBank genome assembly.